Molecule: messenger RNA, 1040 nt
Organism: Oryzias melastigma (Indian medaka)
Lineage: Eukaryota; Metazoa; Chordata; Actinopteri; Beloniformes; Adrianichthyidae
Gene: glod5
Product: glyoxalase domain containing 5
Exons: 4
Coding region: 306-809 (167 amino acids)
Source: RefSeq, a predicted model, not a curated record
AGAAGCUGGAAAAACAGUUUUUGUUUGACCGUCAGCUGCAUAAAUAUUUACUACAUUUCCCAGAAUGCAACUGACACGUCAGUGAAAUAUUUAGCCAUUCCUUUAUAUUCCUAUUUAUUUUGAAAGUUAAUCUCUACUUGUAGCAUUUUUAUGUUUAAGAAGCGUUUAAAUAAAAGUUUGAUUUACAAAAAAAAAAAAACGUGUUAGGCUAACGCUAGCGAGGCUUUCUCAGCUAGCAGUGACGCUCCUGCACAGGGAAGACAAACAAGGAAGUAAGAGCGGGACUGUACCACACUGCUGCAAGAAUGGCUCUCCGGUCGGCUGCAAGCAAAUUGUCGUAUUUUUACAGAAGCACUUUAAAGGUUUCCCCCCUUCAACAAUGCGUGAGAUUCAAAUCUACUUGUCCAGUUAAAGUGAGUCACGUGGAUCAUUUGGUGUUGACGGUGAAAAGCAUCCCGGAGACUAUCAAAUUUUACACAUCAGUCCUGGGCAUGGAGGAAGUCACCUUCAAGGGAAACCGCAAAGCUCUUAGUUUUGGGCAGCAGAAGUUCAACCUUCACCAACUGGGCCAAGAGUUUGAACCAAAAGCAAAGCAACCAACUGCAGGCUCAGCUGACCUUUGUCUAAUCACCACAACCCCUCUGACUGCAGUGGCUGCUCAUCUAAAGAUGUGUGGAGUUGAGAUCGAAGAGGGUCCCGUCCAGAGGAGUGGGGCCGUGGGAGCCAUCACUUCUCUGUAUUUCAGAGAUCCGGACAAAAAUCUCAUUGAAGUUUCAAACUAUAAUCAGUCCAUUAAGGAGAGUUCUUAAUGAUGAUCUUUAUAAUCAAAAACACAGCUUUCUUGCCUGAUUUGCACAGUUUUUGCAGAAAGAAAUAAAAAGCAAAACCAAAAUGAGAACAACAACUUUAGCGAGCAGGUUUUUUAAAAUGUUGUUUUAAUGAUCAAAUCUAUAUAUCUCUGUAUGUUAUCUUUCAAUGAUUUAUUUUGUCUUCUUCACUUUUGAUGGUAUUAUGACUAAGUAAUAAAAAGUCAAAGCAGA